AUGAACGUCCCAGGCCCCAGCUCUCACUCGCACUCGCAUCGCCGUGGGACGUCGACCCGCGCACGCGAGAACCAGAACGCGCUCCCUCGCACGUUCCUCCGCGCCCGCGGCGGCCUGGGCGAUCCUCCCACGACUACCUCGGCUGAGGACGACGUCUUUCCACGGCGCGAGCGGAAGAAGCGCUCGCGUGGGGUUUGGAGUGGUACGCCUACGCCUGGUCAGGCCGGGCCGAGCGGGCACGCGAAUAUCAAUGCGAAUACGGAUAUCGAUAUUGGGAAACCGCUGCCGCGUCCGCCGUCGAAGCUUAGGCAGGCUACGCGCGCAGAGUCGAGCUCGCAGGCACCGUUCUUGAAUGUACGGCCUGCCAAGGCUACGAGCAAAGGACAUAAACAGCGCGCCGCGGCGUUGCCGGCUGUGACCUUCGUGGCGGAGACGGACGAGGAGGGAUAUGAUUCCCAGAGCACGCUUGGGAGAGGAAGUGCGGCGAGUAGCGAGUUGUCGAAGUUGCAGGCGCAGAUAUUGGAGUUGAAGAAGCAACUCAAGGAUAAGGAGAAGCAGGCAGAUGAUCACUUGAAGCACGCGACCAAGUACAAGCGCGAAGUUCAGAACUUGCAUAAGUCCUCAAAGGAACAACGCGCCGAACUGGACAAGCUACGCGAUCAACACCAGCGCAACAGCCAGAUCGUCUCCGACGUCGAACAAUCCCUCCAAUGCCAAAUCUGCAUCGACACCCUCUCCCGCCCCUACGCCCUCUCCCCCUGCGGGCACGUCCUCUGCCUCGCCUGCCUCCAAGACUGGUUCCGCCACGCCCCGCUCUCCGCCGCAGACAUGGACACCUCCGACGACGAGAUGCCCUCCCUCGUCCACCGCACCAAAUCCUGUCCUGUGUGCCGCGCGAAGGUGAAGGAACGGCCGCUGCAGCUGUACAUGCUCAAGGCGGUGAUUGCGGCUGUGGAUGGGGCAAGGGAGAAGAGGGAGAGUCCGCCGCUGGAUCUGGGGGACGAUCCGUGGGAGGGGAUAUUCCCCUCUCUCAUCGGGGUGGAGGACGAGGAUCUUGAAGAUCUCGAAGACCUUACCACAAGCGAGGAGGAAGAGGAAGACGAUGAGGAAGGGAGUAGUAUGGACGACGAGGCAUCAGACGAAGAUGGGGGGUUAUUGGACGUCUACGAUAACUCCUCCGACGACGACUACGAGGGCGACUGGGUCCGCCCAACCUGGGCGCCCCCGCACAUCACGCACCCCGCGCGCCUGCACCCCGAGCCCUUCUUCGACGCUCUACUCCGGCGCGGCGCCACGCUACCCAUGAUCGAACGGUUCGACAUGGACUACACGCACGCGGACGGGCUGAGCGUGCAGAACGGGGACAUGCGCGUGUAUCUGGGGUGGAAUGUGUGGUUGGACGAGGAGGAUGGCGAUGGGGGGAGGCUUGUGGAGUGGUUGGAGGAGGAUAUGGAUGCGCGGCCGGAGCGGUGGGUGUUUGAGAGUGGGGGGAGGGUCGCGGUGAGGCUUGUGAGGGGCGAUGGGGAGAGGUAUCAGGAGGCGGAUUCGGAGGAUUGGAUUGAUGAGGAGUCUGAGGAGGAGGGGGCUGGCCAUGAUGAGGAUGAGGAAGAGGAUGAAGAUGAUGAAGAUGAGGAGAUGAAUUGA
Peniophora sp. CBMAI 1063 is the source of this 1644-nucleotide messenger RNA. The record is from the annotation of a GenBank genome assembly. Lineage: Eukaryota; Fungi; Basidiomycota; Agaricomycetes; Russulales; Peniophoraceae.